UUUUGCGCGAAUUAAAUGUCCUGGAAUUUUAAAAUUUCUCUUGGAAAACUCCUUGAAUUUCAUAUUGACUUUGGUGCAGAAACCCUGAACUGUAAGAUGUUGCAUCUAUCUUUAGAUCUAGGCCCUGGAUUAGAUUCUACAUCUCCUGCUAUUAAUAUUAACAGUGAUAGUAAGGUACAGGUAAAAGGUGAAUUGUGGAUUGAAGAAAAAGAAACAUCAUCUUUUAUGGAAAUGCAAAAAUAUAUUACAGAUAAAAUCUCAGAUAUUUUACAACGUUGUGCAUCUGUAACAAGUAAUGAAUUCAAAGAAUUGCAUGGACAGUCUUCAAUCUCAGAACAAGUUGAAGUUGAUAGAGAUGCUAAAUCUUUGAAAACAGCUGAGGAAAUUUCAACACUGGUUUCUAAAGAAUUGCUGAGAAUGACAGAGAAAGUCAAUGAAAUGAAUUCUAAUUUCACUUUGCAAAGUAAAAAAAUAAGAAAACUACAUCAAAAACUGAAAGAUCUACAAAAAAUGCAUACAAGACUUGAGGAUACUUUAGACAUGCAUUUAAAUAGUUGUGCGAAAGAAACUAAGUCAAAAUUCAAUGGAACACAAGAAAAGUUAAAUGAACAUUUUUUUGAAUUUCAAGAAGAAUUCAUGACAGAACUUGAGGCUGCAAGUAGAUUUAUGUCCAAUCUACAAGAUCAAUGUCAUAAUGUUUCUAAAGAAUUAAAGAAAAAACAAGAAAUAGACAAAGAACAGGAGAUGAAUGUCAGUAAUCAGAUACAACAUUUGUUUGAAAAACAAGACGAUCUAAGUAACAAGUAUGAAAACUUCCUUAAAAAACACGAAUAUCUUGAAUUUCGUUGUCAACAAACUGGAAGAACCAAUGAGCCAAAUAAUGAAGAUUGUUCUCAUAAUAUAAAAGUUAUUCAGGAGUUUUUAGUUGGCCAAGUCAUUUUUGGAAAUAUUAUGAGUUCUGAGGCCCUAAACGAACAAAAAUUAUCGACUGUGGCUACAUGCCUAUCUAGUGAAGUGUCUGCUGACCCCAAUGAGUCUGAAGGAAAUAAUGACAAGUCUAAUGGAAAUUUGAAUUGCAAUCAUCCUAGUAAAUAUAGUAGCCAGGAAGAAAAAGGCAGUUUAAAUUUAGGAGAAAACAGUUGGGGAGAAACAAUUCCUGACACCCCUGAGUCUGAUAAUUUGAAUGUAGCUCUUGGUGAAAGCAAAAAUACUUUCAGCUGUGAGCAUAGUAAGGAAGACCUCAUUCAAUCUCUUAAUGAUAAUGAUAAUAGCAACAUUCAGGAUGUUGAUGACAUUGACAAUAGCUAUUCUGCAGUAAAAAAUAUUGCAGAAGGUCUACAAAUUAAUACAUUUCAAUCUGACUCAUCUGUGUUCCCACUAGAUCAGAACUGUGAAGAUGUUGAUAUGGAAGAUGUUGAAAAAAAGGAACUUUUGAGUGGAGAGUCCGAUGAACCUUUAUCGUCUAAGACUAAUCAGAGAUGUGAACAAUCUGUAAAUAAAAAAGAUAGUCUUAAAAACCAACAACAUAAAAUUAUUAGUCAAACCAUUGAUGAUGUGACUUCGUCUGAAGAUAUACAGGAUACAAACUUACUUUCUAAGCUGAACCAACCUGAUGUUCCAAAAGAGGUUGAAGAUGUUGAGAUGUUAGAUAUAAGUGUUGAAAAUGUGGGAAUAUACAAUACAUGUAACAACUUUGAAAGCACGACUACACAAUCAUCAGAAGAUCUAAAUAAAGACAUUAUUGAGAAUUCUGAAAGCAGCAAUAAACAAGACCAUACAUUGCAAAAUCAGAAUAUAAAUAAAACUUCAGAGAUCAAAAUAGAUAACGAUAACUUUAUAGAAAGCCAGCCUGAUCAACCGUCUAUUCAGUCUUUAGAAGAAAAAGAUUUCCCAGAUUCUACAGCGCUAACUGAAGGGGUAACUAAAGACAACACAAAGACUGAAAGUGAAGAUUCUAGAGAAGAUCAAAGUAACUUACCCAAUUCACAGCACCCAGAAAGUAGACAGCCUCUGGAUUUCACACCAAAUUCUGAUUGCUCGGAGAACGAUCAAAUAAAAGCCGAAGUAAGCCAAACAUCUCAACAGUUUUCACUGCCUUCAGAAGAAAAAGUUUCACCAGACUCCAGUCAAGGCUCUAAGCUCUUUGAGUUAGAAGCAGAGAAAUCUGAUAGCAAAGAUUCUAGAGAAGAUCAAACUGAUCUGCAGUUUUCGCAAUCCUCCCAAAGAGAUACUCCAGAUUCCACAGAGAAAGAGACAGGGGAAAAGGCUGAAGGAGCGAUAAACGAUUCACAGACAUUGGAAGAAAGUAUUUGCCCAGAUUCUACACAGGAUCUUGAAAACACAGACAAAAAGGAGUCUGAAGAAAUGGGUGCCUGUGCAAGCAAAAAUCAGGACAAUGCAUCUGAUGAUGGACCUAGAAAAAAAUCUGCAUCAAAGAGGAAAGAAAACAGGAAUAAGAAAUACCGUUAUGGUGACAAAGAUACUGAAAGAUAUAGAGCAGGGUAUCCUGGACUAAAGGGUAAUAUAAACUGGAAAGACAAUUACAAGUUUUACAUGGGAAAGAUUGAGUCUCAACCAAAUGGUGACUAUAUUGAUAAGAUUCACAAAUACUGGGAAAAAGAUUACAAUCGUUUGGAACAACAUCAUGGAUAUAUACAGUGGAUUUUCCCCAUUCGUGAAGAAAGUAUGAACAGUCUAGCACAGCCAUUACAGUUACAUGAAGCAGAGGCCAUCCAGAAAAACCCUGUAGCUAAGGCUCGUGUUUUGAAAUCCUACAAGAUGAUGCUUGGCUUCUAUGGCAUGAAACUAGUAGAUGAGGAAAGAGGAACAAUUCAAAGAGCUAAAAACUAUCGGGAGUGCUUUGAAAAUUUGACUUAUCACACUCACAACUAUCUACGUAUCACUCGCAUUCUGAAGUCACUUGGAGAACUGGGAUACGAGCACCUUAAGAAACCAUUCCUUGAGUUUGUCCUUCAUGAAGCUUUGGUGGAAAAAACUUUGGCCCCUACUUUGAGCAGCUGUGAGAAUUACUGGAUUGGAACAAUUAAAAAUAAUGCUGACAGGGAAGAACUCUAUACUCUUAUUGAUGAAAGCAGGCAGGCAAAAAAAGGUCGAGGUGCAGAUUCUAUUUAAAGACCAUCACCAUACAGUUAACUACUUAUAUAUAUUUUAUAUAAUAACUUCUAAUAGCACAUAUGCUAAUUAUUGAAUAUCUUGUAAAAUUUAAAAUCACCUUUCAUUUAUAUAUAUAUAAUAUUGACUUGUUUUGUUCAGAUGCU
This is a messenger RNA of Biomphalaria glabrata, 3278 nucleotides long. RefSeq lists its product as uncharacterized. Gene Ontology annotation, molecular function: opioid growth factor receptor activity. Bases 16 to 3132 code for a protein of 1038 amino acids. Gene Ontology annotation, cellular component: membrane. Lineage: Eukaryota; Metazoa; Mollusca; Gastropoda; Planorbidae. The transcript has 15 exons. The record is from RefSeq and is a predicted model, not a curated record.